Owenia fusiformis is the source of this 2714-nucleotide messenger RNA. Lineage: Eukaryota; Metazoa; Annelida; Polychaeta; Sabellida; Oweniidae. The record is from the annotation of a GenBank genome assembly.
GUGUCCAAAUCCAUGUUGUGUUUUAAGCUUAUUCGACUUGGAAACUGUAUUCCAUAUCUGGGGUCUCUGGCAUCAACAAACCUUUCGAUGGCACUUUAGUAGGCGAGAUUGAUACACAAAAUAAAGUUUGUGUUUUUAAAACAAUCGCUGGUUAAUCUGUCAUAUUCAGUUGUCAAAAGAUGUUUCGAGCCUUUAUAUACGAUUUCGUUCUACUGGCAGUGUUGUUGGCCAACCAAGUAAAUGUCAGUCGAUGUGUGUUUUAUUUAUCUGCCUCCACAACGCCAACCGUGCUUACAUCACCGAGAUGGCCAGCCAACUAUGCAAAUAAUUUAGAUGAAAGCUGGACCAUUAUCGCAUACAAUUAUGGCUAUGUUGUGCGAAUUCGCAUCGACACCCUACAGCUGGAAUCCACCGGAGGAUGCAAAUUUGACUUCAUUUCAGUAUACGAAGGAUUGGCUGAAUCCAAUGUUUUGUUCAAAAAGUGUGAUUCAACAGAUGAGGGUCUAGUGCAUACAUCAAGCACAGAUACAAUGGGCAUCUCUUUCCAUACAGAUGAUACACAUGUGUUCCAGGGCUUUCAGAUUUCAUAUUGGGCAGUACGUAUAGGUACGCCAUCAAUUGAUGCAUGUUCUCAAACCGUCUAUCUGACGGGACACGAGGACAGGAAUAGACAAUUACUCUACUCCCCAGGUUGGCCACAAAAAUACCCUAAUAACCAGGAUUGCAGAUGGGUGAUAACUACCAACAGGGCUCUUCUGACGGAAGAAGCUGUUGUAAUCGUAGAGCUGUUAGAACUCAAUGUCGAGCUUGGGCAAAACGGCAAAUGCCCAUCUGACUAUCUCCUGAUCAAAGACGGAGGCAGCCCUUCGUCUCUACCGUACGAGUUGGUCAAGUGGUGCGAACCCUACAAUGGAAUGCUUGAGAGAACAGUGGUAUCAACCAGCAAUACUCUACAUAUAGAAUUCCACUCUGAUGCCUCUAUUGGGUUUAACAAUGGAUUCAAGUUGAAAUAUUACACAGCACCUACUACGCCAACUGUAAAUCCUGCUGUUGAUGCCUACAAAGCCUGUGAUGUCGGACAGAUGGCGAUUCAGGCCCAAGAUGCGAAGAACAUCAUAUUGUCACCCCCAUGGCCCUGGGGUGCCACUACUGAAAAUCCUUAUGAAUGCAGCUGGGUAAUAACUGCUGAACCCAACCAUGUUAUCACACUGAACUUAAUUGAUCUGGAGUUGGACUACCACACGCAAUGUCUGUAUGACUACCUGACUGUCAAAGAAGGAUACCCAGACAGUAGAAAUACCCUUGUUCGAUGGUGUGGACCGUAUUCCACUCUUACUGCAAGCUCAUCUAUUAUAUCCAGCAGUAAUACCAUCUCAAUUAUAUUGUAUACUGAUGGUACCACUUCAGUGACGUCACAACAUUUCACACUACAUUACUGGCAGAAAAAUGCAACCGUCACACCAACCGCAUCAACAAAUGAAGAACGAGUUACUAGACUUGUUGCGGGUGUGGAAAAAUCAAACUUAUACUCGCCAAACUUCGUCAAUGGAUAUGGGGCAGGGUAUUAUGAGAGCGAUUCGGUGUAUACAUGGCGAAUAGAUACAAAUGAUGAUAACAUGGUGAUCAGAAUAGAUGUCGUGAUGUUCCAUUUACAAGAUGGCGUUAAACAACGCUGUUUAUUUGAUUCUUUGGAAAUAAGAGAUGGUCAUGAUGAAUUUAACUCCCCAAUACUUGUCACGUGGUGUGGCGUUCUAACUAAAGAAAACGUCACUAGUACAGGACGUUAUAUGUUCAUUAAGCUGAAGACGGAUGGAUCGUAUAACUACGACGGAUUUCAACUGAGAUACUGGAAAGUUCCAAAAUACGACGGACUCGAUGCUGGAGUCAUAGCAGCGAUUGCAUUGUGUGCUAUAGCAGUCAUCACAAGCAUUGUCAUUAUCAUUGUAUGUGGAUACGCCAUCAAGUCAAAAAAGCAUAUUGCAUGCUGCACGUUUCUUAACAAAUUAUGGGAACCAUCUUCCCGUACCAGCUCUACAGCAAGUCUUCAUAAAAUGUCGGGCAAAGUUUCACCACGACCUGAUCCAGGACCUCAAGAUAAUGUACUCAGUUUCGGCAAUGUUGCAGCUUUAACGGCCAGACUUAAACAUAGAGACCUGGGUAAACAUACAGAACAUAAACACCCUAGUGAUGCAGUUAAUAUCCCGAUACCUGCGUUCCAACAGGACGAUUUAACUAAGAUGUAUCACCCCAUUGCACUCCCGCCUAUACCAAAUGCAGAUGAUCUAUACGGAAAACCAAAGCCAAAAAAGAAAUCUGGAAAAGGUACUAAAAAUUAUGCCAAGAAAUCGCAACCUGUUAUAACCCCUAGAGUAGAGAAGUCCCCAUCGGGGCCUGUGUAUACUGUGAACAUUACAGACGGACUAAAUAUAGUUGAGUCCGCCGAGGAAAAAGAACGUCGGAAAAUGAUGAGACGAUACAAGAAGGCUAUGAAGCUGGUACAGGCAUUGGGUGGACAUAAAUAAGUUAAGAGUAUAAAAACAGCAGAUGGUAUACAAUUUAAACUGCUCCAACAGAGCAUAUAGAUAUAUUAUAGAAUAAACGUUUGCACUUUGAUUUGUUUGAAUUAAUCCAUAGAAACGAAGCAGUAACAUAGCUGUAAUUAACGGUCGUGUCAAUUGCUGUCACCGAUCCUCAGAUAGAUUGACGUUGAUCGG